CAGACAAGGACAAUAUGUCUAGCAGUAGCCUCUGCUCCAUGUCUAAAAAUAGCAAUAAGGUUCCAUCAGAAAAAAUCCUCCGAGCUGGAAAGAUAUUACGGAAUGCAAUUCUCUCUCGGGCCCCUCACAUGAUAAGAGACCGGAAGUAUCAUCUGAAGACGUACCGACAAUGCUGUGUCGGAACAGAACUGGUAGAUUGGAUAAUGCAGCAAAGUUCAUGUGUUCAUUUACGCACCCAGGCAGUGGGCAUGUGGCAGGUAUUGCUGGAGGAGGGUGUUCUUAAUCACGUGGAUCAAGAGCAACACUUCCAGGACAAGUACUUAUUUUAUCGAUUUCUGGAUGAUGAGCAUGAAGAUGCCCCAAUGCCAACAGAGGAAGAGAAGAAAGAAUCUGAUGAAGAACUACAAGACAUCAUGCUUCUGCUCUCUCAGAUUGGACCCGAUGCCCAUAUGAGGAUGAUUCUUAGAAAGCCGCCUGGGCAGAGAACUGUGGAUGACCUAGAAAUUAUAUAUGAAGAACUUCUGCAUAUAAAAGCUUUAUCUCAUCUUUCGACAACAGUAAAGCGGGAGUUAGCAGGUGUUCUAGUGUUUGAAUCACACCCCAAAGCAGGAACAGUUUUAUUUAAUCAGGGAGAAGAGGGGACCUCGUGGUAUAUUAUUCUAAAGGGAUCAGUAAAUGUAGUCAUCUAUGGCAAGGGUGUGGUCUGUACACUACAUGAAGGCGAUGAUUUUGGCAAGUUAGCAUUAGUGAAUGAUGCUCCAAGAGCAGCUUCCAUUGUUUUAAGAGAAGAUAACUGCCACUUCUUGAGGGUAGACAAGGAAGAUUUUAACAGGAUACUCCGGGAUGUUGAAGCAAACACAGUAAGACUUAAGGAACACGACCAAGAUGUCUUGGUCCUGGAGAAGAUCCCAGCAGGAAACAGAGCCUCUAAUCAAGGAAAUACACAGCCUCCUCAGCACAAGUACAUUGUGAUGUCAGGAACACCAGAGAAAAUUUUAGAACACUUCCUAGAAACAGUGCGUCUUGAAUCAGCAUUAAGCGAUGGAACAGAUGCUGGCGUAUAUGAUUUUGUUAUGAUGCAUUGCGUGUUCAUGCCAAAUAAUCAGCUUUGUCCAGCUUUGAUGGCCCAUUACCAUGCUCAGCCUUCCCAAGGGACUGAGCAAGAAAAAAUGGAUUACGCUCUAAACAAUAAAAGGCGAGUCAUUCGCUUAGUUCUGCUAUGGGCUGCUUUGUAUGGUGAUCUCCUGCAAGAGGAUGAAGCUGCAAUGGCCUUCCUGGAGGAAUUUUAUGUAUCUGUAUCAGAUGAUACGAGAGUGAUUACAGCACUCAAAGAUCAACUCCCAGAACUAGAAAAGACUAUGAAACAAAUAUCAGAAGAUGCUAAAGCACCUCAGAAAAAGCACAAAGUUCUUUUGCAGCACUUCAACACAAGUGAUGAAAGGACACAGAAACGUCAGCCCAUCAGAGGCAGUGAUGAGAUUUUGUUCAAGGUAUACUGCAUUGAUCACACCUAUACCACCAUCCGCAUUCCCGUGUUGUCUUCUGUUAAAGAAGUCAUCAGUGCUGUGGCUGACAAACUGGGCUCUGGAGACGGCUUGAUAUUAGUGAAGAUGAGCUCGGGAGGAGAAAAAGUGCUGCUCAAACCUAAUGAUGUUUCAGUGUUUACAACACUCAGUGUUAACGGACGACUCUUUGCUUGUCCUCGAGACCAGUUUGAUACACUGACACCGCUACAGGAACAAGAAGGCCCAUCUACUGGAACUGUGGGAACAUUUGAACUCAUGAGCUCCAAAGACCUGGCGUACCAGAUGACAAUUUAUGAGUGGGAGCUUUUCAACUGUGUGCAUGAGCUGGAACUAGUCUUCCACACGUUUGGAAGGCACAAUUUUAGAAAGACUACAGCAAAUUUGGAUUUGUUUUUACGAAGAUUUAAUGAAAUCCAGUUCUGGGUAGUCACAGAAAUUUGUCUUUGUUCUCAGCUCAGCAAACGCGUUCAACUCUUAAAGAAGUUUAUCAAGAUUGCAGCCCACUGCAAGGAAUACAAAAAUCUGAAUUCAUUUUUUGCUUUAAUCAUGGGACUAAGCAAUGUCGCAGUAAGCCGCCUCACAAUGACAUGGGAGAAACUUCCAAGCAAGUUCAAGAAGAUCUAUGCAGAGUUUGAAAGCUUAAUGGACCCCUCAAGAAACCACAGGCCCUACAGACUCACUGUAGCUAAACUGGAGCCUCCUAUUAUUCCCUUUAUGCCUCUUCUCAUAAAAGACAUGACAUUUACCCAUGAAGGGAACAAGACGUUUAUUGACAGUCUAGUGAACUUUGAAAAAAUGCGCAUGAUUUCAAACACUGUUAGAACAGUGAAAUUCUGCCGGAGCCAGCCUUUCAAUCCUGAUGCAUCUCUGGCGAACAAGAACCAUCAGGAUGUCCGGAGUUAUGUACGACAAUUAAGUGUGAUUGACAACCAGAGGACUUUAUCACAGAUGUCACACCGACUAGAACCACGGCGUGCUUAAGCAGUUCCAAGUGAUUACACCUCCCUUUUUGUCUCCCGUACAAGGUCAUUUGUUAAGAAGGCCACCUCUUCCCGCUAAUGCACUGCCACUACAAAUAUAAGUAACAACAGAUUGUGACAUCUUUGAUAAUUAACGCACAAUCUACCUGCUGUCCCUAAGAAACAACAGAGGAGUUUGGCUGUUGAAGAGGUCAUACGUUGUAGCUGGGAGGUUACUGGUGUAUACUUAGUUAAUUCUAAAAAAAAGUGUUGUACAGAAUAGAAAUCUUUAUUUAAAGAGAGGGUGAGAAAGAGAAAAUGCUCUGAAACCUGGUAAGAAGAGAACCUAAAACUUCUCCCGUUUCUGUGGGUUCUCCUAUCUAAUGAAAUAAACUGCAGUAUUUUAAAUUUAUUAUUGACAUGCAGAUUUUGCCAUUGAUUUUGCAUGUUUAGCUCAGAUGAGCUUCAGUAGCAAAAUAAAAUAAAAUAACUAAUGGCAUAAAAUAGGUACAGUUACUUACUACCAUGGUUUUGGCAUUCAGAGAAUAGUUAAAGCCUUUCUCUGCAAAAGAAGUCUAUUUUUGAAAAGUCGCAUCUUAACCACAUUUGCCUUACAGCAGUAGAGCAUUGUGGACCCAUUAGUAACCCUGGGACUGACUGGGUCUCUAAGAUUUAGGUACAUUAUGUGUUUACAUUUCACUUCUUUUGUGUGUGUGUUUAACUGCCAAUCUGGAUUUUGAAGACCGCAAAGACAAAGGGCAAUGAAGGUUUUUUGGAGGUGGGAACAGCAUUAAAAGCAGCAAACCCCCACAACCACCACAAGUUCUUUUUUUUGAAAAAAGAGCACAAUAUGCACAAUUUAUUUCAAGGUAAUAUUUUCCUGGAUGCUGAAACCUUCAACAUCAGCUAUACUUUGGGCUGAUCAGGUCAUAUUUCUGGACCUUAAACUUUACAAAAAUCUUCUAAUUUUCAGGAAUAAUUUUGCACUUUUAAAUGGGCAGUAUACAUAAAUGUUAAUUCAUUGUGACAGUUUAUUUCUUUGUGUUAGUCACUGUGCCAUAAUUAUUAUUUUUAUCUAUUUUGUUUAGCAUGUAAUGGAAAUACAAUUUUGAUCUUUGAACUUGGUCUACGUUUCAUGCCUACAAGGAGUGUGUUAUGUGUUUCAUGUAAAUAAAAUGCACUGUCUUCAUUAAAAGUAACU
This is a messenger RNA of Sceloporus undulatus (fence lizard), 3686 nucleotides long. RefSeq names its product Rap guanine nucleotide exchange factor 4 (gene RAPGEF4). The transcript is spliced from 25 exons. Gene Ontology annotation, molecular function: guanyl-nucleotide exchange factor activity. Gene Ontology annotation, cellular component: plasma membrane. Gene Ontology annotation, biological process: Ras protein signal transduction; positive regulation of GTPase activity. Bases 15 to 2507 code for a protein of 830 amino acids. NCBI's taxonomy places the organism in Eukaryota, Metazoa, Chordata, Lepidosauria, Squamata, Phrynosomatidae. The record is from RefSeq and is a predicted model, not a curated record.